Messenger RNA from Anas platyrhynchos (mallard), 3393 nucleotides. It is a transcript of the gene NOXRED1, whose product is annotated as NADP dependent oxidoreductase domain containing 1. Gene Ontology annotation, molecular function: pyrroline-5-carboxylate reductase activity. Gene Ontology annotation, biological process: L-proline biosynthetic process. NCBI's taxonomy places the organism in Eukaryota, Metazoa, Chordata, Aves, Anseriformes, Anatidae. The record is from RefSeq and is a predicted model, not a curated record.
CUACCUUAUUUCACACCUUCCAAGCCGUCAGCACACAUGAAUUCAUUUGAAUGUUGCAGGAGCUCUGCUGCCCUGUGGGUCAUUGCAGAGAGUUGAAGGUUAUGUGCAGCAGUGCACCAGUUUGAGGGCAAGUUUGGGCUCCAGGAUCCCGAUUGCACUGUGCACUAAGUGUGAUCUCAGUUUCUGUGGUCACUGCUGGUUUAUUUUUUUCCCACAGAAUUAUAGGACUGAUUAGGUUGGAAGGGACUUCACCAUCAUCUCAUCCAAUCCCCCUGCUCAACCGGGGGCACCUACAGCGGGGGGACCAGGACUGUCUCCAGUUGGGUUUUCAGUAUCUCCACAGCAGAAGCCUACCCAGCCUGUCUGGGCAACUUUUUCUGUAUUUGACCACCCCCUUGUUUAACAACAACAACAAAAUUGUUUUCUUGUGUUCAGAGUGUUUUCAUGUGUUCGGACGGGAUCUCACAUCUUCCAAUUUGUGCCCACUGCCUCUCAUCCUGUCUCUAGACACUGCUACCACGAAUAGUCUGCCUAUUUUCCUUCCCUCCCAUCAGCUAUCUAUACACACUGAUCAGACUUCCCCUGAGCCUUCUCUCCAGAGCGAGCAGUCCCAGCUCUUGGCCUGUCAUACAAAAAACUCUCUAGUCCCUCAGCCACCUGAGCAGCCCUUUGCUGGACUCUGGUAUGUCCACAUCUGUGCUAAGAGCCCAGAAUGAGGCAGCACCCUGGGUGUAGAGGAGGGAUUGCCUCCUGUGACCCGCUUCCUAAUGCCCCUGAAGCUGCUGGCUGGGGUGAGGUUUGCUGCUGGGCUCACCCAUGUGCCCCAGGCCGGGACGGUGCUUGGUUGUGGGAUUUCUGAGUGGAGCUGCCGGGCUCUGGAAGAGGCGAUGCUCCUGGCUCCUUGUAGGAAGGAGUGAAUGCCCCGAGGCAGCCGGUAACCGGGCGCUCACCAUGGCAGCGGGGGAACAAACUGGGACAGACCCUGAGCAGGUGGAACCUUGGCAGGCUGCGGGUUGAGUGAUGGUGCAGGUCAGGACCCCAACCACACGUGGUGUGGCAGGCAUGGGGCGGCUUUGUCCCUGGCUCAGGCUUGGCUGAGGGAGUUUCUGUCCUGGUGGUGCCUCUUACCCCGUGGGAGCCGUAUGGCUGAAAGCCCUCAGUGUCUCUGCAUCUCUGGGGUGGGUUUGUGGUACUCUGAGUGGUGCUGCGGGCUCCCUGGCACGAGGCAAUGGGCACAAACUGGUUUUCAGAGCUUUCUGGGCUGCUCCUAGCCACUCUGUUGUGACAUCUGCCUCAUACCCCCAAAAGCAUCCCUGUGGCCCUCUUCAAGCACUGCUGCAGCUACCAGGCAGGGCUCCCACACCUGCGUGCUGCUGCUGAGCCGCAGCCAUUGGGGACGUAAGAGAUGUCUGCAAGGAGAAGCCCCGAGAAGAGCCGGGGUCUGUGUGUUGCCUCUACCUCCUCUCUAGCAGGUGCUGGGACGGGCUGCAGCGUUGUGUGGCUGGAGGCCGUGUCCCUCUUCUGAAUCCUCGCUGCUGAUGCUCGUCCUGGGCUAAGAUGUGUGACAUCGCAGAGCCCUUUGCGUCCUUCCAGGCUGAUGAAGCCGUGGAAGGUGAGGAGGGGUGGCUGUACCUGACAAGGCGCCACAAGGGGCUGGCAGUGAACGCGUGCGCCCACUCCCUCUUCUUCUGCAGGCUUCUCCAGGCCCUCAGACCAAACGGGACCGAGGAGGCCGUGCCGACUUCCCUGGUGGGCAGCCACGGCCUGAAGGUCGGCAUUAUCGGCGGGGGCCACCUCGGGAAGCAGCUGGCCCAAGUGCUACUGGCGCUGGGCCGGGCUCCGCGCCCCUCUAUCCGCAUCUCCACCCGGCGCCCCGAGAGCCUGGCAGACCUGCAGGAGCAGGGCCUCGCCUGCCUCUACGACAAUGCGCAGCUGGCGGCCUGGGCGGACGUCCUGUUCCUCUGCUGCCUGCCAUCACACCUGGCGGCCAUCUGCUCCACCGUGCGGACGGCCAUCAGGAAACCCUGCGUGGUGUACAGCCUCGUCACUGCGGUCCCUCUGCCCAGGUUGAAGCAACUCCUUUGCUACAAUGCCAUCGUGAGGCCACAGUACCAAUGCCCUGGCCAGGAGCCCACGAAGGAGUGGGGGAUGAAGGGGACAAUCACAGCAGCGCUGCAAGACCUUGCUGUUGUGCAGGCAACAUGCCCCCUCAGCUCCCAGGGGAAAAUCAGAGUCAACGGCAAAUGGCUGGUGGGCAUUUUCUAUGCAGCCCUGAACAGCAGCAUGUGGCAGAGCCUGCCUCACCAGAAGGCACUGAAAUUGCUCAAUGACCUCUGCUUUCCUGCACACUGCCCCAUCUGUACCGAGCAGAAAGCUUCCUGCCCGCGGUUUGAGUGCGAGAGUUUUGUCAGCAAAAAUUUUGCCUGUUCAAUGACACAAGAGGAAACCUUCCCCUGGUUUGACCUGACAGCUGCACAGCUGAGAGAGUCUCCCUUCAGCCAGCUGCUAGACAAGAGUGAAUUUCUUCAGAAGCAUCUUGCUCUGCUGUACCAGGCAUCUUUUGGAGACUGGCCUACAAAGCAGCGUGGGCUGAUCAGCACCAAGACAUCUCUUACAUCAGCUGUAGUGGAGCCUGGCGUGGCAUUGGCUCACAAAACCUCACUGCCCACAACUGCUUCCAACAUUUUCUCAGAAAUCCCAGAGGAAACUGCUGACUAUGAUUCUAAAUCCUCGUAAGCUAUAAUGAAGCCCAUGGCAGAAUGCUUUGCUGAGAUCUCAUCCCAAAGGGAUAAAAACCCAGAUAUUGAUAACCCUCUUCCAUCAUUUCCCCUUCCUGGACUCAUGCAGUUUUAUGUGGUAGAGGAACAGACUGUAAGGACUUUGUAUUGCUGGGAAAAAAAUAAUGCCAAAAAGCUAAUAAACCUUUAUUUAUCCACUGCUCGGUUGUAAUACAAGCUAUUGAUGGAGAUCUUCUCUUAUAAAAGAUUACAAACUAGAAUUACAUUCUUUUCAUUCUUUUUCCUCUUUUCUGAAACACCAUUUUGCAUCAAUCUGCAGCUUUGCCAAGCAUAAAACCAGCAUUUUUACUAACAUAUCAGCACUGAGAUCUCUUGAUUCUCACCUUUGGAGACAAGAACCACCUCUCCAUGUACUUGAAGCCUAAUCCGGUUUGUGAAUAAAUUGCUAAGGAUGGCUUUGCUGUGAACAAAGGUCUUGUUGGACAGCUGUGGAAUAUGACAAUGACUGUUGCCUCAGGCUGGACUGGGGAUUGAGAGAAGCAGCACUAUUUGUUCUUGAACUCCUUAAAAGAUGUUCCAGCCAAUAACCUUAUUGAUGCAUUUGCUUUUACAAGUUUUAUACACCAGACUGCUUGGUAAACUUGUUUUUUCCUGA